AUGCAGUCUCCUAGUCCCAUUUAUCUAUCGCACUGGGUACAUGGCGGCUUUUUGGAUCCUAUUUUACGUCUGCUUCAAUCUGCUGUCGAUGUUGCUGCUGCCAACAGUUCAAACGAACUUACACCCAACUUAUUACCAUCUGUAGACCAAUUGGAAAAAGAUUGGAGCGCCAUGUUGCCUCAAUUUGAAAAGAAAGAGUUUCCAUUCUAUAUACAAGAAGAAAUUAUUCUCAGCUCACGAGCGUUACAGUCUUUGGCUGUUUGUCAAAUUCUCGUGAAAAUUCUGACGAGAUGUGGCAGCCGUCAGAGUGCCGAAGCUGUGAAUAAGAAGAAUAAGUCAGCAUCUUCAAUAAAGGUAAAGCUGUUUGGGAUAGAGCAAAAAAUUUACUUUGUUUGUCCAUGUUUGCUUUUCAAAAUGUUUAGAACGAUUUUGUGGUUCACUGCGAAGCCUUGCAAGCCUCUAUACGCAGAGGUGCUUCUAGAUUACAUGCACAUCUGAAU
Cylicostephanus goldi is the source of this 500-nucleotide messenger RNA. NCBI's taxonomy places the organism in Eukaryota, Metazoa, Nematoda, Chromadorea, Rhabditida, Strongylidae. The record is from the annotation of a GenBank genome assembly.